Molecule: messenger RNA, 1775 nt
Organism: Dacryopinax primogenitus
Lineage: Eukaryota; Fungi; Basidiomycota; Dacrymycetes; Dacrymycetales; Dacrymycetaceae
Exons: 11
Coding region: 120-1739 (539 amino acids)
Biological process (GO): lactate catabolic process
Cellular component (GO): mitochondrion
Molecular function (GO): D-lactate dehydrogenase (cytochrome) activity; D-lactate dehydrogenase (NAD+) activity; FAD binding
Source: RefSeq, a predicted model, not a curated record
GUGACACUCAUCAUUACGCUGUCAUCGUCGGCAUUUCUCACUUCACCAUCAUGUCAAAUCGUAUCGUUUCACAGCGGAUGCUGCUGCAUCUCAACCGGCGGCCAGCCAUUACUCGGCGAAUGGUCAACAACGCCGUUCGAGGCAAGGUCACCAGCCCCCCACCCAAGCAAAGCCCUGUUGGGUUCACCCCGACGGGAGCAUGGGCACUGGCGACUAUGACCGGUGUGCUGGGCUACUGGGUUUCCCUCCAGCUCAACCCGCCACCUGCCAAGGCCGUUGCCGCUGGUUCCUCUCCUGCAUCUGUGCCUUCAGCCUAUGGCACCUCGGAUGACCUCCAGAAAUGCUUGGAGGAGCUCCGGGCGGCCUUUCCCAGUGAACAGGUGAGCACGAACCCGAAUGUCAUACACGAGCAUGGGUACUCGACGAACGCCCAUCAUCCUGCCGCGGAUCCCAGUGUGGUCGUGUAUGCGCAUAACACCGAGGAUGUCGUCAAGGUUGUCAACCUUUCCCGGAAGUACAGGAUCCCCAUCUCACCCUAUUCUGGGGGGACGAGCCUGGAGGGCAACUACGGCUCGAUAAACUACGCCGGGAUCAGCCUCGACCUCUCAGCCAUGGACAAGGUGCUCGAGAUCCACGAGAAGGACGGUGACAUGGUUGUGCAGGCCGGAUGUCGAUGGGACGACCUCAAUGACCUGCUCAAGGACAAGGGCAUCCCGCUGUUCUUCCCGCUGGAUGCGGGUCCGGGUGCCACCAUCGGUGGGAUGAUUGCAACUGGUUGCUCGGGGACAAAUGCAGUUCGUUAUGGGACUGCGAAGGCAGAAUGGUUCCUGAACGCGACGGUUGUUCUUCCGUCGGGCGAAGUGAUCAAGACUCGGCGGAGAGCUCGGAAAUCCUCUGCUGGGUUCGACACGACCAAAUUGUUCAUCGGCGCAGAAGGAACUCUUGGGAUUGUAACAGAAGCGACUAUUCGGCUGGCACCUCGGCUUCCCACCUCCGUUUCGGUGGCUCAGUUCCCUAAUGUCGAAUUAGCCACUGAGGCCGUUACGGAGAUUCUUAACAAAGGCGUUCCCAUCCAAUGUGUCGAGCUCUGCGAUGACAAGCAAAUGGAGGCGAUUAACCGUGGCGGAUUCGCAGGGCGCAGCUACCCGGAAGUGGACAGCAUCUUUUUCAAAUUCCAGGGCACACCCGCAUCGAUCAAGGAGGCCUCGAGCAUUACGCAGAAAAUCUGCAAGGCGCACGGCAGUACCGGGUUCAUCAGCGCCAAGAACGAGCACGAGGCGGACGACCUCUGGCAUGCGCGGAAGACGGCACUGUGGAGUAAUUUGGCUAUGGUCCCUGGAAGCAGGGCAUGGAGCACGGACGUGUGCGUCCCGAUGUCCCGCCUCCCGCAGUUGGUGCAAGAGACGAAGGAGGACCUGGCCCAGCACGGAAUUGUCGGUAUGGUUGUGGGACAUGUUGGAGACGGCAACUUCCACACGAGCUUGCUGUUCAAGAAUGAGGAAGAACUGGACAAAUGCAAGGAGGCCGUGCACAGGAUGGUGGAGCGUGCUUUGGCUCUUGACGGCACCUGUACAGGCGAACACGGUGUUGGGAUUGGCAAGAGGGAAUACUUGUACGAGGAGCUCGGGCCGGGGACUGUCGAACUCAUGAAGACAAUCAAGAACACCCUGGAUCCUUAUAACUUGUUCAACCCCGGCAAGCUUUAUCCCGACGAGCAACCGGCCUCGGAGAAGCAUUAAAUUGAUUUCUUCUGGGGACGGCAUAGACUGCUGUUG